Aureobasidium musti is the source of this 1320-nucleotide messenger RNA. The record is from the annotation of a GenBank genome assembly. NCBI's taxonomy places the organism in Eukaryota, Fungi, Ascomycota, Dothideomycetes, Dothideales, Saccotheciaceae.
AUGUCAUGGCAGGCGCUCGUCUUCCAGCCUGAGCUGCCACCUUCUUGCACACCGACAAACGACUUCCUAUACCGCCUAUCUUCCACAUUCCACACUUGUGUGCCCACGCCUCUAGCCUUCAUAUCGACCCUGUUGGGCACGCUUUCCAUCGUAUCAUGGCUGUUCGCGCAGAUGCCACAAAUAUACAAGAACUACACCAUCAAGAGCACGUCUGGUCUAUCCAUCUUCUUUUUGGUGGAGUGGUGUGCCGGAGAUGUCAGCAAUCUCCUCGGAGCCGUCUUCACAAAGCAGGCAACAUGGCAGAUGAUAGUGGCAGGUUACUACUGCCUCGUAGACUUCUUGCUUGUCGCUCAGUGGGUCUGGUAUGAGCGUCUAAGACACGGAUACAGGAUUCGCCAAAUGUGGCCGGACAGCGAUGGUAGCGAUCAUCAUGGUCGAGGUCAAGAGAUGAUUAUCGAGGGCAUGCUAGCGAUGAGUCGCGAGAACACAUUCGAGAGCAUCGACAGUCCGGAAAGAAAGAGCUCGGCCAAGGAUAUCAAGACGUCUGGUAACGGAAAGGCAAGCAUGUGGCGUAUGCCAGUCUUUGGAGAUGCCAACGAAAAGUACGGAUCGUCCAGAAGUCCACGUGCCAUCAACCGCGUCCAGGCUUCGUCUUCCUUCCAAUCGCCAUCUCCUCGCACUGUGCUGUUGGUGGCUUGCUUGAUCUCUCUUGCCCAAGCGUCGCCACUGAAAUCCAACAUCCACCAUCCUCACCAUCACGAACCCGCCAGCAAGGUUUCGAACCUGGUAGCCGCUGGUACUGUUCUCUCCUGGUUGUCGACAUUGCUGUAUCUAGGUAGUCGAUUGCCGCAACUUUACAAGAACUGGGCCAGGAAAUCAACAGCAGGCCUUAGUGCUCACCUCUUCAUCGCCGCUUUCUUCGGAAACCUGUUCUAUAGUACCAGCAUGCUGACAAACCCCAACCUUUGGGCAGACGCACCUGCUCAUGGCUUGCAUGGCUGGGUUGAAAACACACCUAAUGUGCGUCAUGACUGGUUCAUGCGUGCUUUACCAUUCUGGCUCGGUGCAGCUGGUGUGCUUGUCAUGGAUGCCGCUGUUGGUGUACAAUUCCUAAUGUACGGCGAAAGCGAAGACUCGAAAGUUGUCGUACUCGAAGAAUCUGGCCGUGAGAACUGGCGCUGGCGUAGAGUUAGUGGCUGGAUGCGCGGCUGGGUACCCAGUUUCGGUGAGCCUGUUGGCAAGAUGAACGAUGGAAACGAGCGAGACGCUCUGCUUUCUCACACAGCAAACCAAGAUUAUGGAGCUGCUUCUAGAGCAUGA